Molecule: messenger RNA, 2671 nt
Organism: Armigeres subalbatus
Lineage: Eukaryota; Metazoa; Arthropoda; Insecta; Diptera; Culicidae
Gene: Men
Product: NADP-dependent malic enzyme
Exons: 5
Coding region: 208-2178 (656 amino acids)
Biological process (GO): pyruvate metabolic process; malate metabolic process
Cellular component (GO): mitochondrion
Molecular function (GO): malate dehydrogenase (decarboxylating) (NADP+) activity; NAD binding
Source: RefSeq, a predicted model, not a curated record
GUUUCUACUUCUCCGUGCUCUCGUCCCGCUCUAAGUGUUACAGAACCAGUGCAAAAGUGUAAGAUGCAUAUCUAGUGCUUAACUGCAGUUCAACCUGCCAACUAGUUGUAGUGUUGCAUUCGAGUUGGUCAAGCGUCAGCGGCAUCCACUAGAAGCCACCGCACACUCACUGCCACUCGAUCGAAGGAACCAGCCCCGACGGUAACCAUGGGAAACGCUUGCUCAGAUAACUCCAAAACACCAAUACCUGGUGGUAGAUACCAGCCUGAGAGCGCCACGGCCAAAACGCACACCACAGCAGGCCUGAUGACCAACGGCAGCCACGGUGUUUCGUCCCGUCCCAGCGCAGCAGUCUGUAGUGAGCUGUCAAACGGCAAGCAAGCAAUCCCGACGAACAGGGCCACCGCCGGAGCACCAACACCGUCCGCCAAUCAGUUCAGCACCAGCAACGACAUGAGCGAGUGCAGCCGCGAUCGUUUGGGCCAGUGGCCAGUCGAGUCCGACAGUGAGGUCGCCGGAGCAGUGUCCGGUUUCGGGCGGCUACACAACGGCCGCUUCAAUAAGGGUUUGGCGUUCACGAUCGAGGAACGUCAGGCGUUGGGUCUUCAUGGUUUGCUGCCGGCUACCGUGCGUACCGAAGAGGAACAGGUUCAGCAUUGUUUGACACUGUUGAAUCGCUAUGAAAAUGAUCUGGACAAGUACAUCUAUCUGGUUGGACUGUUGGACCGUAAUGAGCGACUGUUCUACCGAGUGCUGUCCUCGGAUAUCGGCAACAUGAUGCCGCUGGUCUACACCCCAACGGUGGGAUUGGCUUGCCAGAAGUACAGCAUGAUCUACCAGCAGCCCAAGGGCAUGUACAUCACGAUCAACGAUAAGGGCCAUGUCUACGAUGUGCUGAAGAACUGGCCUGAGCGAGACGUACGCGCUAUCUGUGUCACCGAUGGUGAACGAAUUCUGGGUUUGGGAGAUCUGGGUGCCAACGGUAUGGGAAUUCCUGUCGGAAAGCUCGCCCUCUACACGGCUUUGGCAGGAAUCAAACCGCACCAGUGCCUACCCGUCACCCUGGAUGUUGGAACCAACACCCAAAGCAUCCUGGAUGAUCCUCUGUACGUUGGACUCCGGCACAAGCGAGUUACCGGUGAAGCGUACGACGAAUUUAUUGAAGAAUUCAUGCAAGCCGCCGUGCGACGGUUCGGCCGUAACUGCCUGAUUCAGUUCGAAGACUUCGGAAAUUCCAAUGCUUUCCGGUUUCAGGACAAAUACCGUGACAACUACUGUACCUUCAACGAUGACAUCCAAGGAACCGCCUCCGUCGCCGUUGCCGGUCUGUUCGCUUCGCUACGCGUCACCAAGACCAAGCUCAGCGAAAACACGGUUCUUUUCCAAGGUGCCGGUGAAGCCGCUCUCGGCAUCGCCGAGCUCUGUGUUAUGGCUUUGCGACAGGACGGAUUGAGCGAACAGGAUGCUCGCAAGCGAAUUUGGCUGGUGGACAGCAAGGGUCUAAUUGUCAAGGAUCGCCCGAAGGGUGGUAUCUCCGGGCACAAGCACCGAUUUGCUCACGACCAUGCCCCGGUCGACACACUGGCCGAAGCCGUCAAGGUGGUGAAGCCCACCGUAAUUAUUGGUGCAGCUGCCAUUGCUGGAGCCUUUACACCGGAAAUCAUCCGUACCAUGGCUGAGUUGAACGAGCGUCCGAUUAUCUUUGCACUCUCGAAUCCAACCAGCAAAGCUGAAUGCACAGCUGAGCAAGCUUACGAGUACACCGAUGGCCGUUGCGUGUUCGCUUCCGGUUCGCCGUUCGCUCCGGUGACAUACAAGGGAAAAACCUACCACCCGGGUCAAGGUAACAAUUCGUACAUUUUCCCCGGAGUUGCCUUGGGAGUGAUCUGUGCCGGUGCAGCCACCAUUCCGGAAGAUAUCUUCCUCAUCUCAGCUCAACGCUUGGCGGAAAUCGUCACCGAAGAUGACCUGGAGAAAGGCAGCCUAUACCCACCACUGGAAAUGAUCCAGGAUUGCUCCAUCAAAAUUGCCGUGCGUAUUAUGGAGUAUGCUUAUCAGAACGGACUCGCAUGCACCAAGCCGGAACCAAGUGAUAAGGAAGCAUUCAUCCGCUCUCAGAUGUACGAUCUCGCCUACAAAUCUUCUCUGCCAGCCAUGUAUGCCUGGCCGAAAUUGUAAGCGUGGACUGUAGGGUCGUUCUUGUUUUUUGUACAUUUUGUUGUGUUUUUAAACAUGUCUUUCAAAUUUAUUGUUAUACACUCAAAAACGCAAAGAAUGAUUUCAAGUGGGUUUUAGGUUUUCAUGUCUUGCUUCGUUAAAAAUGUCCGCAAUUUUGUUCGAAUUUGCGCAGGUAAUAUUUUUAAGCUAUCCUCCAUUUGAAAGAAAAAUCCGCGCUUUUGAAAAUAUAUCUUCUUUAUUUUAUUUUAUUUUUUGUUUGUGCUUGUAAAAUUAUCCAAGUCUAUGCUAAUAAAUGUGCUUGUCGGUAGGUAUUCGUAUUCUUACAUCACGUUCUCAUCAAAUAACAUACACUACACACAUCAAAAAAAGUUUAUAAAUGUAAUUUAUUCGAACCAAUAUAUGAUAAGACAAUGUUGCCUAGUAGGUAUGUAUGGUCAACAGCUAGCUGAUGUAUGGUACUACAACUGAAUAAAUGUAAGUGGCUAUCGAGUAA